Erigeron canadensis is the source of this 3112-nucleotide messenger RNA. Its product is annotated as receptor-like protein kinase HSL1. Gene Ontology annotation, biological process: protein phosphorylation. The transcript has 2 exons. NCBI's taxonomy places the organism in Eukaryota, Viridiplantae, Streptophyta, Magnoliopsida, Asterales, Asteraceae. Gene Ontology annotation, molecular function: ATP binding; protein kinase activity; receptor serine/threonine kinase binding. The record is from RefSeq and is a predicted model, not a curated record. Bases 17 to 3001 code for a protein of 994 amino acids.
UCUCCAUAUUCCCACCAUGCCACCAUCAUCACAUAUCUUGUUUAUAUUUUUGUCAUUCUUAUUAUCAAGAACCACAAUGGUCAUCUUGUGUUUGAACCAAGAAGGUCUAGAUUUACUCCAAGUCAAGUCCACAUGGACCGACCCAACCGGGAUCCUCUCAAGCUGGAACAACAAUGAUCAGACUCCAUGUAACUGGACCGGCAUCACUUGCCACCAAACCAUCUUAACGGUUAUAUCCAUCAACCUCUCUUCGGCUAGCCUCAGCGGCCCAUUUGACACCACGUUCAUAUGCCGGCUUCCUUCCUUAACCACCAUCUCACUCCAUGACAACAAUUUAAACUCAACCAUCCCAAUAUCCAUCUCAAAAUGUCAAAAUUUGACAUAUCUAGACCUUUCAUUAAACUACAUUCAUGGUGUCCUUCCAUCUACCCUCACCACCAUCCCAAAUCUAGUAUAUCUUGACCUACAAGAAAACGAUCUUUCGGGAGAAAUUCCAAGUACUUUCGGAUCAUUUCCACGUCUCCAAACACUUAACUUAACCAACAACCUUCUCACCGGACCAUUUCCUGCUUUUCUAGCUAAUGUUACAUCUCUCGUUGAGCUAGUUCUAGCUUACAAUUCAUUUGACCAUGGUCCUAUCCCACCAGAGCUAGGAAACCUAUCAAAUAUCCAACACUUAUGGCUAAGUUCUUGCGGUUUUGUUGGAACAAUUCCGGAUACAUUUUCCAAACUACAUAAGCUUGCAAAUCUCGAAUUAUCCUACAAUUCACUAACUGGUGAGUUCCCGGCUAUCGUAUUCCAGAUUAAAAAUCUUUACCAGCUUGAGCUUUACAACAACUCGUUUCAUGGCGAGUUGCCAAAGAAGGAAUGGGCUAGUAUGACACAAUUGCGAAGAAUCGAUUUAUCGAUAAAUGGUUUCACUGGGACUAUACCCGUUGAGUUAUGCAAGUUGCCUUUAUCAUCACUUUGUUUGGCUGAUAAUAACUUACAUGGUUUGAUUCCUGAAAGUUUAGCUAGAUCACCAAACUUAUAUGAUCUUAGAUUAUUCGGUAAUUCCUUGACGGGUUUACUUCCUAGUGAUCUUGGAAAGAAUUCGCCUUUACAAACAUUGGAUGUUUCUUAUAAUAAGUUAUUCGGUGAGCUUCCGUUAACUUUAUGCGAAAAUCGUGAAUUAAUUGAUCUUGAUUUGAUUGGGAAUUCAUUUUCUGGAGAGAUACCAACUAGCCUUGGAGAAUGCAAGAGUUUAAGACGAAUUCGUGUAAGUGAGAACAAGUUUUCGGGUCAAGUUCCAUUGGAAAUUUGGGGGUUGCCUCAUGUUUAUCUUCUUGAUCUUGCUCAAAAUUUGUUUUCGGGUAAUCUAUCUAAUAUGAUCUCUGGAGGGGUUAAUCUUUCUUCAAUUUCGAUUUCAGGGAAUACUUUUUCGGGUAGUUUACCAAAUGAAAUAGGAUCUUUAAUCAAUUUGGUUGAGUUUUAUGCUAGUGAUAACAAGUUGAUUGGAGAGAUUCCAGAAUCUUUAUUUAAGUUAGACCAUUUGGGGACACUUGAUCUUAGUCAAAACAAUCUUUCGGGCCAGAUAUCUGAAAAAAUUGAGUCUUUGAAAGAGCUUAAUGAACUUAAUUUAGCAAACAAUAAGUUUACAGGCGAAAUCCCCAACGAAAUUGGUAAUUUACCUGUUCUUAAUUAUCUUGAUCUUUCGGGUAAUUUGUUUUAUGGAAAGAUUCCAUCAGGGCUAGGAAAUUUGAUACUAAAUAAGUUGAAUUUAUCAAACAAUCAACUUUCUGGAGAGAUCCCUUCUGAAUAUUCAAAACCAGUUUAUCGAGAUAGUUUCUUAGGGAAUCCGGGUUUAUGUGGUGGGUUUAGCCAUGGCUGCGUUGAAGAAAACCCGAAGAAAAGUAAUCAUAAUUUAUGGCUUCUUAGGUUUAUAUUCAUUUUUGCUGGACUAGUUUUGGUUAUUGGUGUGGUUUGGUUUGUUUUCAAGUAUCAUAAAAUCAAGAAAUCGAACGAUGAAGGAGUGUCGAUAUCCAAGUGGAGAUCUUUUCACAAAUUGGGUUUUAGUGAAUUCGAAAUUGUUCAACUUUUGAAUGAAGAUAAUGUUAUAGGAAGUGGUGCUUCAGGGAAAGUUUAUAAAGCGAUUCUUAGCAAUGGGGAACCCGUUGCGGUAAAAAAGUUAUGGGAAAGACAGUCAAAAAAGAAGGAUGAUUUGGAUUUACAAAAAGAUGAGUUUGAUAGUGAAGUGGAGACAUUAGGUAAGAUCAGGCAUAAGAAUAUAGUUAAGUUAUGGUGUUGUUUUAAGAGCGGAAACUCGAAGCUUUUGGUAUAUGAAUAUAUGCCAAAUGGAAGUUUAGGUGACUUGUUGCAUAGUAACAAAGGUCGAUUUUUGGAAUGGUCGAUGAGGCUGAAGAUCAUUGUUGAUGCGGCCGAGGGGUUGUCUUAUUUGCACCAUGAUUGUGUUCCUCCUAUUAUUCAUAGAGAUGUGAAAUCGAAUAAUAUACUAUUAGAUGAAGAAUAUGGAGCUAGAAUCGCAGAUUUUGGUGUGGCAAAAUUCAUCAACGUUGCGAGUCAAGGGUCUGAAUCGAUGUCUGUUAUUGCUGGUUCGCGUGGAUAUCUUGCUCCAGAAUAUGCAUACACGCUUCGUGUAAAUGAGAAGAGCGACAUCUACAGCUUUGGAGUCGUGAUAUUGGAACUAGUGACAGGAAGGAAACCAGUAGACGACGAGGGAGAUUUGGCCGCGUGGGUGCAAACAAAGGUGAACCAAAAGGAGUAUGAUAAUGUGGUAGACCAUGAACUCGAAUAUGAAUCCAAAGAGCAAAUCUAUAGGGUUCUUGAAAUCGGUUUGUCGUGCAUUAGCCCUGUUCCUUUGAACCGACCCUCGAUGCGUACUGUUGUGAAGUUACUUCAAGAAGUUACUCCGGAUGGGAAACAAAAAUCUACCAUUCACAAAGAUGGGAAGGUAUCUCCUUAUUUAGAAGAAAAUGACUCUGAUCAAGCAAGUUUGUGUUGAUCUAAGGUAUCUUAUAUUAUGCAUUGAAAUGUAUAUUGUUAGCUUAAUGCUGUCAUAAGUUAUGCAAUCAGAUCAUGUGUAAAUUUAAGUUUAUUGAUAUUACGUCAGCAA